Messenger RNA from Neomonachus schauinslandi (Hawaiian monk seal), 1004 nucleotides. RefSeq names its product MOK protein kinase (gene MOK). Bases 42 to 1004 code for a protein of 320 amino acids. The transcript has 8 exons. Gene Ontology annotation, molecular function: ATP binding; protein serine/threonine kinase activity. Gene Ontology annotation, cellular component: cytoplasm; nucleus. NCBI's taxonomy places the organism in Eukaryota, Metazoa, Chordata, Mammalia, Carnivora, Phocidae. Gene Ontology annotation, biological process: protein phosphorylation; intracellular signal transduction. The record is from RefSeq and is a predicted model, not a curated record.
AAGCAAUUGUCAAAAUAGGAGAGGGAACGUUUUCUGAAGUUAUGAAGAUGCAGAGCCUGAGGGACGGAAGCUACUACGCGUGCAAGCAGAUGAAGCAGCACUUUGAAAGAAAUGGAAUAUUUCACAGAGAUGUAAAGCCAGAAAAUAUAUUAAUAAAGCAGGAUGUCCUGAAGUUAGGGGACUUUGGAUCCUGCCGGAGUGUCUAUUCCAAGCAGCCCUACACAGAGUACAUUUCUACCCGCUGGUACCGCGCCCCAGAGUGUCUCCUCACCGACGGCUUCUACACCUACAAAAUGGACCUGUGGAGCGCUGGCUGUGUGUUCUACGAGAUCGCCAGUCUGCAGCCCCUCUUCCCCGGAGCCAAUGAGCUGGACCAGAUCUCAAAAAUCCAUGACGUCAUUGGCACCCCUGCUGAGAAGACCCUCACCAAGUUCAAACAGUCGAGAGCUAUGAGUUUUGAUUUUCCUUUUAAAAAGGGAUCAGGAAUACCUCAAUUGACAGCCAAUCUGUCUUCGCAAUGCCUCUCCCUCCUGCAUGCAAUGGUGGCCUAUGAUCCUGAUGAGAGAAUCACUGCCCACCAGGCCCUGCAGCAUCCGUACUUCCAAGAACAGAGGGCGGCUGAGAAGCACGCUCUGGCCAGCCGCAGGAAAGCCUUCUUUCCAGAGCGCCCUGUGGCAUCGGAACUUCUCAGUAACAGUUGGCACACUUCAAAGGAGGACAGAAAGAAACAGUCCCUAAAGCCGGAGGAGGACCAUCCCAAGAGACCAGGACCGGCCUACCCAAUGCAACUGCCCAGACUGAAGCUUUCGGGAGGGACCAAACUGUCAUACUCCAGCCCCAUGCUGCAGUCCGUGUUCGGCCCGGGGGCCAACAGGAAAGUGCCGGUGCUCAGGCCCCUCAAGUGUGUUGGCGCCAACCAGAAGACGGAUGCGCAGAAGGACAGUAAGCCCAGCCUGAAGCAGUAUCGCCUGCCCACGAUCGAGAGGAAGGGCGGAGGAUACUGA